GAGAGUAUGUAGUGAAGCAUUUCGACAGGUAUGACCAUGGGUUGUGCUGGUAUACUAGAUAUACUAGAUAUUAGUUUUGGUAGAAUGGGGACUCAGUUUGCGAGCUGAGGCCGAGUGUGGCUUCGUAUGCGUUGCUAGGUCUGGUCUCUCUUUUUCUGUCUUCUGGUUUGUAGCGUGGCGUGAGAUAGACACGUGUUUGGUCCUAACGAGAGAAUUAUGAGCAACAAAAGCAUCGAAGACUCGCUGCAUUUGCCAGAAUUAAGUUCAGGCAAUCAAGAACCAAACGAUCAAUUCACCAGCAAUGACGACUUACAAGGGGAUGAAUUUAGUUCUCCGACAUCAGAAGUGGGAUUCGGCCCUAACCAAACUUUGUCAAGGGAUGUCUUCGCGUUGUUGGAGCAACAAAACCGGAAUUUUCUGGAACUGGUUAAGAAACUACAGAUGCCGGCGAGCACAGUACAACAGACUGGCGAGAUUUGCUUGCCGAAAUAUAAUCCGGACAUUGCUGGGGUGGAUGCCACGCAGUGGUGCGCUACGGUCGACAUAAUUUUACGAACGAAACCGCUAAGUGACAGCGCUCUUAUAUUAGCGCUGAGUAAGGCCUUGGAAGGCACAGCGGCCCAGUGGUUGUCACAAAUAUGCUACCCAGGAAUAACUUGGCAUCAGUUCCGGCAAUUAUUUGAGCAGCGUUUCGAGUCUUCAGAGACGCCAGCCGCUGUUAUUUUUAAUCUUCUAAAUAGUCGCCCAAGGAACGGUGAGAGCUUGCCUGUUUUUGCGAGCCGCAGCGUGACGUCACUGUGCACAAAAUUGCGUAAUUUAAAUUGUGAACAAAUUUCCAUCGCUUUGAUUCUUGGGCAUAUGGCUAAUUUCGACCGGCGUUUACAACGAAUGAUACACACAACGCAUAUCAGCAAUCGACGUGAGCUGCAAUCGGAGCUGCAAGUAUUUUCUGCUCUGAAGGAGCGUCCUAUUGCACCAAACUGGGAACCGGAGACUAAGCGGGCUAGAACUGCGGAUCUAAAAUGUUAUCAGUGUGGAAAACCAGGACAUAAAAAGCAAGACUGUAGAUCUGGACUAGGAUUUCAGUUCUCGUCAACUGAAAAGGAGCGGCGUUCUGGGAAGUCUCAUCAUGAAAGGCCAAUUGUAACUUGUUACAGAUGCCAGGAGCCGGGACACAUUGCCACUAAUUGUCAAAAAAAAGUGCAGAAUACCGGAUUGAGAGUAAGAUCGGAAAAGAGAGUGGAGCUGUGCACUGUGGUGGAGCCUAAAUCGAGUAUGCUGGUUGAUGGUGAGAGAUUUCCAAUAACAUUUGAUUCGGGAGCUGAGUGUUCAUUAAUUAAAGAAAGUGUUUCUAAUAAGUUAGUUGGUAAGAGGAUUCAUAGCGUUAUCUCUCUAAAGGGAAUAGGCAAUGCCAAUACUUACAGCACUGUACAAGUUGAGUCAAACAUCAUGGUUGAUGGUAAUUCUUUAGUAGUUUUGUUCCACAUAGUACCAGAUGAAUGCAUGACGAAUAAUAUUGUAAUUGGCAGAGAAAUAUUGGCUCAAGGGUUUUCAGUAGAAGUGUCUUAUGAUAAUUUUAAGAUUAUUCAAACUAAAGCUGUGAAUGUUUGUGAAACAGUUCAACCUAUUGAUUUUGAUAACAUUGAAACUGAAGUGGUCGGAAAUGAAAAAGAAAUGUUAAUAUCAUUGCUAAAGCAACAUUCAAAAUCGUUUACAGAAGGCACUCCGCAAACGCGUGUGAGUACUGAGGAAAUGCGUAUUCGGUUGAUUGAACCGACUAAGACUGUACAAAGGCGGCCAUACAGAUUUAGUCCAUGCGAAAGGGAACUAGUACGAGUUAAAAUUAAUGAAUUAAUCGAGUAUAAAGUCAUCAGACCUAGUAGUUCACCUUUUGCUAGUCCUGCAUUAUUGGUAAAGAAGAAAAAUGGUACAGCAAGACCUUGCGUCGACUAUAGAGAAUUGAAUAAAAAUACAGUAGCCGAUAAGUUUCCAUUACCGUUAAUCUCAGAUCAAAUAGCUAGACUUAGGGGAGCUAACUAUUCCACUUCUCUUGACAUGGCUUGCGGCUAUUACCAGAUUUUAAUGCACCCCGAAUCAAUUGAAUAUACAGCAUUUGUUACUCCUGAUGGGCAGUACGAAUUUCUUUCGAUGCCCUUUGGCUUAAAGAACGCACCCUCAGUGUUUCAAAGAGCUGUACUGAAAGCACUUGGUAGUUUGGCUAAUUUCGACCGGCGUUUACAACGAAUGAUACACACAACGCAUAUCAGCAAUCGACGUGAGCUGCAAGCGGAGCUGCAAGUAUUUUCUGCUCUGAAGGAGCGUCCUAUUGCACCAAACUGGGAACCGGAGACUAAGCGGGCUAAAACUGCGGAUCUAAAAUGUUAUCAGUGUGGAAAACCAGGACAUAAAAAGCAAGACUGUAGAUCUGGACUAGGAUUUCAGUUCUCGUCAACUGAAAAGGAGCGGCGUUCUGGGAAGUCUCAUCAUGAAAGGCCAAUUGUAACUUGUUACAGAUGCCAGGAGCCGGGACACAUUGCCACUAAUUGUCAAAAAAAAGUGCAGAAUACCGGAUUGAGAGUAAGAUCGGAAAAGAGAGUGGAGCUGUGCACUGUGGUGGAGCUGUACUGA
Drosophila gunungcola (fruit fly) is the source of this 2628-nucleotide messenger RNA. RefSeq lists its product as uncharacterized. Lineage: Eukaryota; Metazoa; Arthropoda; Insecta; Diptera; Drosophilidae. The record is from RefSeq and is a predicted model, not a curated record. Gene Ontology annotation, molecular function: nucleic acid binding; zinc ion binding. Bases 217 to 2628 code for a protein of 803 amino acids. The transcript has a single exon.